Nilaparvata lugens (brown planthopper) is the source of this 4311-nucleotide messenger RNA. Its product is annotated as homeobox protein HMX3-like. Gene Ontology annotation, cellular component: nucleus. Gene Ontology annotation, molecular function: RNA polymerase II transcription regulatory region sequence-specific DNA binding; DNA-binding transcription factor activity, RNA polymerase II-specific. The coding region runs from base 1348 to 2634 and encodes 428 amino acids. The transcript is spliced from 5 exons. The record is from RefSeq and is a predicted model, not a curated record. Gene Ontology annotation, biological process: regulation of transcription by RNA polymerase II. Lineage: Eukaryota; Metazoa; Arthropoda; Insecta; Hemiptera; Delphacidae.
AUUGUCGGGUGGAACAGCGUGCGUUAUGGCUCGUUUCUCCGUCAGCUAUAAAUAGGGGUGAGUUUUAUUAGAACGAUAAAACAGGGGUUAGAGCGAUGAAAGAGGGAGGAAUUUUUAUUCGGGCGUCGGGCAGAGGACUAUCGACCUAAAUAAUUUCGGCGAUACGGUUUACGCCGGCCCGAAACGAGCGGAUAACUUGGCGUGUGACGUGUUGGCAACAUUCAAACGAAAAUCACCCUUAAAUCAACUGGAGAUUAAGGGCGGAAAUCUCCUGUCGUCGAAGAUCUGCGCGUCUCAAUUCCGCCUUGUUGACAUUUCCAAUUUUCAACUCUCGAGUUGUGGUUGGAGAGGGGGGAUGAAAUUAUGUUACACCCCGGCCAGAACAUAUCUUGAGGGAGUUUUGUAAUCUUUGCGACUCGGCUUUUGUGCCAGUGAUUUUACCCCGGUAAAGAUGAUAUUGUAAAAACCUUUCUCUUUGAACAAAAGGGAUUUUCACCUCCCUCUAUCUGUGGCUGGCUACGCUACCCUCUCCUCAAGCCACCCCUCCCCACCACUUGGCCGAUACCACCCCACACGAAAUAGAUACGGUGGCGGCAGCGGCACUACACUUGCCAUCGCUGGGGUAGUCGACAUCGGAAGGGGGCGAGCUUCAGUCAAAUUUCGACCACCGUCUCUUCGACUCUUGCUCGCCUGUCAUCGGCAUCGCAUCGCACCCCAUUGCAUCGCGCCACUACCAACUACCAACUAUCAUACGAAAUCGGCCGCGUAUCACAAAUUGUGUGCUCAGUGUUCCAAGUUAUUGUGAUCAACUCAUUUUUCCAACAGCAACAUGUGCUGAGGAACUGUCAUUAUUGGACAUUCUCACAAUCUCACGUAUCCGUGAGAACUCCAGAACAACUAUUACGUGAAAAUACAAUUCAAGUAGCAGCGUCUUAUUUCAAAGCAGUUAUCAAGAAUAAUUGUUAAAGUUCACUGUUCAUAAUUAUUUUCGACUUGGAUAAUACUUGAAAUCUGUGUAACAGACGAUACUAACCAUCGACCAUGGAAUAUAAAUGAAGUUGAGAGGAAGGAAUGUUGUAACAGUGCAGUAACGAAUUGGCGAAGCAAAGGUUAUAAAAUUUACACUGUAGUUGCAUUGCUUUCGGGAUAACAUAACAUACAACAUGAAACAUAGCUCUCAACAAAACUUACGUAUAUAGACUAACUCACAAAAUUGUUAUCAUAAAUAGUUGGACAAAAUCUGUCAUCACUUUUUGGUAGUGGAAGAGAAAAGCUUGAAAGAAGUUGUAAUCAGAAAUGCAGGGAACGAACAAUUUGAGGUGAGAAGGUGAGGUCGCCGUGUCGAAUAUGAGUUGUUCGCCGAAUAUAGACGUUGUGAGCAGUCCGGAGAGGGACAAGGACUCGUCAAGCCCCCCUCCCCCCGUUGCAGUGCCCGGAGGGGGCGCAGCUCCCCGCAAGGAGACGACCAAGCCGCAGAACGGCUCCUACACGUCUUUCUCCAUCUCGAGCAUCCUGAGCAGUGGCGGCAAGCAGAACGCUCAGACGCAGCACAACCCGACCGCGCCACUCGACGUCUCCCAUCUGGCCGCGGCGGCUGCCCUCAAUCCCUGCUCCACAGACUCCGCCAUGCUUUCCAGAUUGGGAUUGAUGUCGCACUUCAAUGCGCUGGCUGCGGCGGCCAGUGGCAGGUCACCAUUCCUGGCCGUGUACCCUCCGGCUGUCGAAAAGCCGUGGUACGCAGCCUGGUCGAGGCUGCAUCCUCCACGUACCUCCAGUCCUACUGGAGGCUCGACGACAACCAACGAAGAGACUAGCCGCCCGAGUACGCCGCACAGCGGAGCGCCAGCGUCUGCCUGCCAAGCGGAUGCCGCCUCCGCGACGUCACCUGUUGCCCCCGACCGGCGUCCCGGCCUCGCCUCCAGCCCCGCCUCCAGCACCGGCGACGAGCCUCCCUACCGCGGAUCACAUUCCAUCGGCUCGCUGCUCGCACCCGCAUUCAUGCACAACGACGCCCUCCUCUCCACCGCUGGUCUCCUCCACGUGCAGAACCAGAAGCAUCUCUACUCCUCCCAUCGCAGUCACGAUGAUGACACGAUAGGAGACGACGAAGUAGUGGAGGAAACUGAGGAAGACUUUGACUCGAAGGACGAUGGAAAGAAGGACGACCACAUGAACGGCGGUGGAUCGAACAACAACAGUAAGCGGAAGAAGAAAACGCGAACUGUGUUCAGCAGGAGCCAAGUGUUCCAGCUGGAGUCGACGUUCGACAUGAAGCGCUACCUGUCGAGCUCCGAGCGAGCAGGUCUGGCCGCCAGUCUGCACUUGACCGAGACUCAGGUGAAGAUCUGGUUCCAGAACCGAAGAAACAAGUGGAAGAGGCAGCUGGCAGCCGAACUGGAAGCAGCUAAUAUGGCUCACGCCGCGCAGCGCUUGGUGCGUGUGCCGAUUCUGUAUCACGAAGGCUCCCCCGCCCACCACCCACCUCCUUCGACAGCGUCCAGCGCGGCGGCCUAUCCGUCACUCUACUACCAUCACCAUCAUCAUCAUCACUCGACGCCCACCUCGGGCGUCGGCACCGCCACCCUACCCCCCAGUCCGGUCGCCACCAGGGCCCCCCUACCUACCAUCGUCUGAGAUCAUUCAGCAUGAAGCUGCAGCUAGUUCAACCAAAGAUUCGGUUUCACAUGAAACAAGCAUCGAUCUGAACCUCAAGCAUGUGGCAGAAUAUUAACAAUUUGGACAAUGGACGUGAUCACUUCAAGAAUCUAGCUGGCACAAGCUUUUUUGUGCUACUUCUGACAUGGCUUCAUGGUUCAGCUAAGGCUUUAUUCAGUGUUGACUUGUCGAUGGAGUGUUUCUCAUCUGAUAUUGAACCUUUAAAUCGAUGAGAAGGAAUCGCGUUAUCAGUUAUUGUUCUCAGGAAAACGGAAUCGAGUUUUUUGCUAAAGUGAUUGCGUGAUGUCUUAGGUAUUAACUUUCGUAUGGAAAUACUAAUUUGUGAGUAAAAUAAGCGUGAGUGUUAAUCAAAUGUUAAUGAAACAAACCUGAUGCUUUGAUGCCGUUCCUCUCGAUAUUCAAGAAACUGUUCGAAGAAUACGAUUACUAUGAAGACAUAAUAUCGUGAUAACGAUUUGGUUGAUUGUUGUACAGUGAAUAGACAGUAAUUUCUUAUAAGUGCACCUUCGCAAUGUAGGGUUAAACUUUCGGGGAUGAUGUGACAUAGGACUAUUUAAGUAAUUUAUUAUAAUUAUAUCGAUCAAAGGAAAUCUAAUCUGUUCUAUUUUCUUCGGUUGAAAGUGUAAAUUGGUGAUAUUAUCUCGGAGGAAUGGAUUCUAGUCAAAGUAAAUAAAAAAGAUUGUCUGUUCAAAACUUUCCCUGACUUAAAAUUGUACACAAUAUUAAUUAAAUUCCAAUUUGGAUAGGAUAUGCAAAUUGGUCAAAACUUACAUUUUCAAGGAAUCACUGACUUUGGAAGUUUUAUUGCGAUAUAAUUGGAUUGAAAUGGAAUUUAUCAGUCCACCUUCUGGAUGUUUCCCUCAUUUAAUUCGACUGCUACAAAAGUUCUAAUGUUACAGAUAUUUCAUUUUGUUUAUAAUGUAUAACAAUAUAAAAUAUAAUGUAUUAUAAUGUAGUAUGCAGAGCAUUACUAGGCUACAUGAUAACUUCAUACAUCUCAUACUUUACAUAUUAUCAGUUCUCAUGCAUAAUAAAAACUGUGGAAACUAAUUAUUACAGGUGUUAUUUUUAUCAAUAUUAUUCCAUUUUCAUAAUCCGUAUCCAAGACACAAAUAAAUAGAGAGGGAUGGAAUUCUUAUAUCUCUAAAAUGAGGAAGGAGAACGUCUGCUUGCAAAAUCUUCAAAAUAAAAAAUUGUAGCCUAAUACAACAAAAAUCCAUAUUUUCAUAUAAAACGAUAAGAAGCUUCUUCCGUUCUUAAAUCUUCAAUCCAACCCAUUGUUAUACUCUUGCGAUAUGAGAGGCAAUGUCUUUGAGAAUCAUUGCUAUAAAUUUGUGUACAAUUGAAUUUGAUGAGCAUUUGUAAAACUCUUGAACUUCAAAAAUAUAGUUCCAGAAUGUACAGGUAUUUGUAUCAUAUUUUGUGUAAAUGUGUGGAUGAAUAGUGUUGAAAUAUCUCCAUUGUAUGUGAAAGAUAGAUAAAUAUGUCUUAUAUUGAUUUAAUUUGAAUUUGUAAAAGUUACCAAACGUCUUAUCAUAUACACAGUAUUAUAUCUAGUAGCCUGAAGUGUACAGUUCAUGUUUAUUGUAUUUGUCUGUAUUCGAUAAAAAUAUGAAGAGUAACAAGGAUGCAAAA